Molecule: messenger RNA, 2841 nt
Organism: Neurospora hispaniola
Lineage: Eukaryota; Fungi; Ascomycota; Sordariomycetes; Sordariales; Sordariaceae
Product: ribosomal protein L13e-domain-containing protein
Exons: 6
Coding region: 1-2841 (946 amino acids)
Biological process (GO): translation
Cellular component (GO): ribosome; cytosolic large ribosomal subunit
Molecular function (GO): structural constituent of ribosome; RNA binding
Source: RefSeq, a predicted model, not a curated record
AUGACCGCCCCGAUCACCAUCCCCAUAGUAUCCGCACCAUCAUCCUCACACUCAACCUCGCCAAGCUCCAGCUCAGAAAUUCAACCCGCCGCCCCUAAGCUCGAAAUUCACCCCCUCCCUUCUCACACUUCCGGUCUCCUCCUCCGCUUGAUUCCCCCUCGGUCUCCCCCCAACCUUCCAGACCCAAACUUCCACCAUGUCCCCUGCGACAUUGUCCUCGCCAUCGAUGUCUCAGGCAGCAUGUCCGCCGACGCCCCGGUGCCCACCACCACUUCUGCCGACUACACAAACGAACAGCCCGAGCACAACGGCCUCUCAGUUCUAGACCUAGUCAAGCACGCAGCCCGUACCAUCGUCUCCACGCUCAACUCCUCCGACCGUCUAGGCAUCGUCACUUUUUCCACCGAAGCCAAAGUCCUGCAACCCUUGAUGCCGAUGACAGCGCUCAACAAGAAGAAAACAGAAAGAAAUCUGGGCGGGAUGCAACCCUCUAGCGCGACGAAUCUGUGGGGAGGGAUCGUGGAGGGUUUGAAACUUUUUGACGGACAAAGUGGCAGGAUGCCGGCGCUGAUGGUCUUGACGGAUGGCAUGCCGAAUCACAUGUGUCCGGCGCAGGGGUACGUGGCGAAGCUGAGAGCGAUGGAAACGUUGCCGGCGGCGAUUCAUACGUUUGGAUUUGGGUAUAGUUUGAGAAGUGGGUUGUUGAAGAGCGUGGCGGAGAUUGGAGGGGGUGGUUAUUCGUUUAUUCCGGAUGCGGGGAUGAUUGGAACUGUGUUCGUUCAUUCGGUUGCAAACCUCCAGUCAACGUUCGCGAAUAAUGUGGUUUUACGCCUUACCUACCCCAAGUAUUUGGGUCUUGAGGAGACAACGGGAGAGUCGGUGGACAAAGUAGAGUCUGUCCAGCUCGAGAAGGGGGAUGUGGACCCCGACUCAUCGAUGCAACUCACCCUCAACCUCAGCACCCUUCAAUACGGCCAAUCCCGCGACAUCUUCCUCCGUUACGACAGCAAGGCCCAGGAUGCCAUUGCCGACGGUUUCGACUUUGAGUCCCCUCCCUCCGUGUUCGCCACGCUCGAUUACCAACACUUCACAAAUAUCAUCAACACCCUGAUGUCAGAGUGUAAUGACAUCUUCCGACCAAAUCCCCAAGUCAAGCAGCUAACCACCGCGCAAACCGCCUACCACAUCUCCCGCUCCGCCCUCAUCUCCUUCCUUUCCUCCCUUCACCGCCUUCGCCCCGAUGGCGAACACCAACCGCGCUCCUUCAACCCCGGCCUUGCCACCUCCCUGCAAACCUUUCUUUCCACCCUGCCCGCCGCCCAACCCGCCUUCGCCUCCGAUCCGCACUGCCGCUCGCUAGUCCAAGACCUCAUCGGCAGCAAGUCCGCCGUCAACGACGCCAACCAAGACGGCCAAGUCACCCUGGCCCUGACCGAAGAGGACUUUUACAACCGCUGGGGCAUCCACUACCUACCUUCUCUCGCGGGGGCGCACGCCAGGCAGGUGUGCAACAGCUUCAAGGACCCUGGCCCGCUGAUGUACGGCGCGGAGAGCCCGCUGCUCGUUAGAUGUCGAGAUCGGCUGGAUGCGGCGUUUGAUUCGCUGCCGGCGCCGAAGCCGAGUAGGACCACGGGGUUCCAGGGCGAAAUUAGUAUGCGGGCGUAUAAUAGCAGUGGCAAUCCUUGCUUUGCUGGGGAGAUGAGGGUGAGGGUUGGUGUUGCCGUUACUGAAGAUGUGGCUGCGGAUAGCGAUCAGUUGGUGACAAAGGAGAUUGAGAUCAGUAGGCUGCGGAGGGGAAUGAUGGUGCAGACGCCAAAGGGGUUCAGGAAGGUAAGAGCCGUUCUGAAGACGCCUGUUUGCGAGGAGAGCAUGUGCUUGGUUAUGGCUAGGGAUGAAGGGGCAAGACGACUGCUGGUUACGCCGUGGCAUCCUGUUUCGCUUGAUGCAAAGGACUGGGCGUUCCCAAGGGUUGUUGCGCUCGGCGACUACGUCAGUUACACCGGGGAUAUCUACUCGGUCCUGCUGUCAGCUGAUCCGGAUGUGGACGCCCAUGCCAUCAUGGUUGAGGGCGUGUGGGCAGUCACGCUAGGCCAUGGGCUGACGGGAACGGGAGAAGGUGUCGUGACAGCUGCGGAAGAUGUGAGGACGCAUCGCUUCUUCGGUGACUACAAGCUUGUCCUUAGGAACCUUGAGCGGUUGCAGAGCAGCCCCGAUGGGUUGAUUUUGGGUGAAGACUUCCGCAAGGAUUGGCAGAGGCGCGUCAGGUGCCACUUCGACCAGGCUGGCAAGAAGGCUUCCCGCCGUGUCGCUCGCCAGGCCAAGGCUGCUGCUCUUGCCCCUCGCCCGGUUGACAAGCUCCGCCCCAUUGUCCGGUGCCCCACCAUCAAGUACAACCGCCGCACCCGCCUCGGCCGUGGUUUCUCCCUCGCUGAGCUCAAGGCUGCCGGUAUCCCCAAGCUUGUUGCUCCCACCAUCGGCAUCUCGGUUGACCCCCGCCGCGCCAACCUCUCCGAGGAGUCCCUUGCCGCCAAUGUCGAGCGCCUGAAGGCCUACCAGGCCCGCCUCGUCGUCUUCCCCCGCAAGUCCAACAAGCCCAAGAAGGCCGAUACCCCCAAGGACCAGCAGACCGGCGAGUUCGUCAAGAGCGUCGAGGCCGUUUUCGGCGUCGAGCGCCCCAUCGUCUCUGGCUUCAAGGAGAUCCCCAAGUCCGAGCUCCCCUCCAACAUCGAGGGUGGUGCUUUCCGCGCUCUCCGCAAGGCUCGCUCCGACGCCAAGCUCAUUGGUGUCCGCGAGAAGCGCGCCAAGGACAAGGCUGCUGCCGAGGCCGAGAAGAGCAAGUAA